Molecule: messenger RNA, 1629 nt
Organism: Spinacia oleracea (spinach)
Lineage: Eukaryota; Viridiplantae; Streptophyta; Magnoliopsida; Caryophyllales; Amaranthaceae
Exons: 6
Coding region: 1-1629 (542 amino acids)
Biological process (GO): DNA integration
Molecular function (GO): nucleic acid binding
Source: RefSeq, a predicted model, not a curated record
AUGUGGUUUCGUAGUACAGUCAAAGGAACCACACUUUUCCUUAAUCCGGUCCUCUUUAAUGCCGAGGAAGUGAGGGUUGAUCAACAUCUGAUCCUUAUAGAUGUUAAUUCUGCAACAAAUGCAAGGACUAAUGGUGAUAUCAUGACAUUAGCUGCAGCAACAACAACAACAGUUAUUGAGGAAAAUCAUUUAAAGUGGAAAAGAGAUAUGAAAUAUACCGCGUACAAUGGUGUUGCGAGCUUGCACAAAAUUGUACAGCAUCUUUGGUCAAAGAAAUUGAGGGUUUUUGGUUUAAGGGCUUCUGCUUCCUCAGUAAAUGUCUUGGUAGAAGAUAUAAUUUACACGGAUCAUUCGGCUUUAAAGUACCUCUUUGCUAAGAAAGAAGCUAAACCAAGGAUUAUCCGUUGGAUUCUUCUUCUUCUUCAAGAGUUCUAUAUUGAGAUCCGUGAUCAGAAGGAAACCGAAAACCUUGUGGUAGAUCACUUGUGCCAACGUGUUGGGGACAUUUCUAAGAGGGAUGAGAUGCAUCAAAAUCACAUUCUUGAGCUUGAAAUUUUUGAUGUAUGGGCUAUUGACUUCAUGGGGCCUUUCAUUUCUUCCCAAGGGAACACCUACAUACUUCUAGAGGUUGAUUAUGUGUCCAAGUGGAUUGAGGCCAUUGCUACCCAUACAAAUGAUGCUAAAGUGGUCAUCCAAUUUUUCAAGAAAGCGAUAUUUCCUAGGUUCGGGAUGCCCAAGGCAAUCAUUAGUGAUGGAGGGUCUCAUUUCAAGGGUUCCUUCUCAAACAUCCUCUCCAAGCAUGGUGUCAUCCAAAGGCAAGGCCUAUCUUACCACCCCAUGACAAGUGGUCUUGCGGAAGUCUCUAACCGCGAGAUCAAACUGAUCCUUGAGAAGAUGGUAGCCUCUAACCGCAAGGAUUUGGCUUUAAAGCUCGAUGAUGCCUUGUGGGCCUAUAGAACGACUUAUAAGACUCCUAUUGGGACAACACCUUAUAAGCUCGUUUAUGGAAAGAGUUGUUACCUACCGGUGGAGAUGGAAUUCAAAGCCUCAAACGCCAUCAAGCAUAUCAAUUUCGAUCUCAAGGGUGCGGGAGAGAAAAGGCUCCUAGACUUGCACGAGAUAGAAGAAAUGCAAAUGAAUGCAUAUGACUUGGCAAGCAUCUACAAUGCUAAGUAUAAGGAGUACCAUGACCGGAAGAUCACAAAGAAGGACUUUCAUAAAGGUGAGAAAGUCCUAUUCUUCAACUCAAAGUUGAAUCUUUUUCCAACUAAAGUCUCGAUGGAGCGCCCCUUUGAGGUGAAGAAAGUAUUGCCUUAUGGCUCAUUGGAAAUUUGGAACAAAGACAAAUGUGAUUUUUUCAAGGUCAACGGUCAUAGGGUGAAGAAGUAUUUCGAAGGAGCUCACAUUGGGAGGUGUCCCUUGUCCACCAUAAUGUUUGGUAGGAAGAAGUCCAAAACUUCAAAAGCACCCUCCGGGUCUAAGAAAAAGGCGGUUAGACCUCCCAAUGUCAAUACCAUUGGGAUUGAAUCUGAUGAUCAAGCCUCGUGGGGUUAUUUUAUGGGUCUUUGUGAUCGAAAAAUCUGCCCCACUAGUUUUAUGAUGUGGUGGAAGUUGAUAAGUUGGGGAUAA